CGUCUCACCAAGGGGCAUAGGGAAGAGGAGGUAUGCGGAGAUGUUUUUCGACGACUCCGAUAGACCGCUGAAAAAGCUGCGCAUACAUCCCCCGGCGCAGCCUCCUGCUCCCAAACCAGAACUCACGGAUUAUGAGUUGGAUUUGUUGAGACACGAGGCUCAGGAUCGGUUACGGACGACAUGGGAGGAUAUCAUUGAGAGGUAUUCGCGUCCGGGUAUCGUUGCUGAUGAGAUCGACCUGGAGACUGGGGAGGUCGUUGUCGAUAAUGGACACCUACGCGGGAUGGAGAGGUUGGAGUUUGGUGAUGUUGAGGGAGACGAGGAAAGGGAAAGCGAUUUCAGUGAAGGGGAGGUACAUGGAGAAGAAGAAGAGGAGGUGUUUGAGGAGUUGCUGACGCCAGGACGACGGACGCCUGGAUCGAAGUUAAUGCAUUUGUUGCGGACGCAGAGAUCGGGAAGCUUGACGCCGAGACGGAAUCGGACGCCGCAUACACCGUCACGUAGCCGACAAGACAGCGCACCACCGCGGUUUCCAUCAGGACUCGUACGACAAGGCCAUGACUCCGGAAAAGGCGAAUCGAUUAUUUCGACACACGCUUCGUCGCCUGGGGCGGAGUCUGAACUAUCUCAAGAGAGCGCGCAUGACUGGUUGAACGCUGGUGCUCGAACGGUCAAAGGAGCAGGCGAAGAUGAACUGAUCCGGGAUGAUGAGAGCGAACAUGCGUGGAUUAAUGCGGAGGACGAGGAGGGUGGACCGGUGGGGAGAUUGACCUUGGCAAGUCCGAGCAAGUGGUUGAAUGUGCAUGCCGCAAAUACGCCUGUCUUGUUUCGCCCCUCUGCGAUACCGACACCACUACCAAUGUCAAUAUUUAUGCCAACACAAGAAGCAGCAGCGGUACUAACGCCAGCGCAAGUAGAGGCCGUGGAGGAAGGAAUGGGCGACGACUUGUGGGGACCGAGUCGGAACGAUCCAUUUGUGGAGAAAGGCAAGAGAUGGAGGGAUCAUCACCCGGAUGGGAGUCCGCCGCCGGAGAUGUUUGAGAGGGAGAAGGUUACCCUGAUGCCGACAGCGGAGGGUCUGUUUGAGGAUUAUGAUCAGGGAUAUUGGGAGGACGGGCAGCAUGAUAAGAAACCAGUGGAUACAGAGGAGCCUAUGGAUGAGGGCAGCAAUGAGUGGAAGGAGCACAAGGCGUUUGAGAACGCGAGUCCCAAUCCUUUGGGGUUGUUGCUGCACAUGUACAGGAAGCAACGGAGUGUGACGCCGACGGAUGUGGUGAAAACUAUAUCACCAGCGCCAGCGCCGGUGCUGGCACCUGUAACACCAUCAGAAAGGAAAACAACACCGGUGAAAGCAAUAACAAGUCCCAUGAAGACUACCGUCACUCCCUCCACGAGGAUGACGCCGAAGAAGAGUCUCGUCACUCCCGCAACAAAGAUUACACCGAAGAAAGCGAUGUCAGAGGAGCCGAAACGCAGAUUGUGGACGCCGAUCAAGACUGUGAGGAAGACGCCAAAGUCGGCUGCCAGACCUGCGUUACGCGCCGAAGAUAGCUUCGCGUCAGUCGCUUCUGCCGUGGAUGUAGACGGGAAGACGGCAAGUUUGUUGGAGGUCGUGGCUAGCGAGGUCAGAAAGGGGAAGAAGUCUGACGCGGAAGACAAGACGGUGUCAGUACCCACAUCAGAGUGCGUGACGGAAGCAAAGGCUGGAGAGCCGGAAGGGACAGCCGUGUGUGGAGAGGUGGGAUACAAAUGCGAUAAGGCGUUUUGCUUCAAGUGCAUCGGCUUUUAGAAAACAAACUUCUUUGCGAAA
Messenger RNA from Saitoella complicata NRRL Y-17804, 1810 nucleotides. RefSeq lists its product as uncharacterized. NCBI's taxonomy places the organism in Eukaryota, Fungi, Ascomycota, Saitoellomycetes, Saitoellales, Saitoellaceae. Gene Ontology annotation, molecular function: protein heterodimerization activity; histone binding. The record is from RefSeq and is a predicted model, not a curated record. The transcript has a single exon. Gene Ontology annotation, cellular component: nucleus. Bases 41 to 1789 code for a protein of 582 amino acids.